AUGGUAUUUCCCUCAUAUUUGUUCCGCCUAAGUCAGGCAAUUGGACUGUGCAAUUAUAAAUAUGUGCCGGAAAGGGGACGCUUCAAGUGGGACAAAGGACCCAUGAGGAUAUACUGCAUUGUAUUGCACAUAAUCUACGUACUUUUGACCCCAUGCGCCUUUAGCAUGAUGCUCCACGGCUACAAUGAUUGCCAGAAACUGGAUAUGUUGGCUAUAGCUUACAGCAUUGUCUCGACAGCCAAAGUCGCCUCCGUUGUGAUGCUAAUCUCAAGUAUCUGGUUGCUCGGUCCUAAACGGCUGCGCAUGCUUUUUGGACCUCCCAGCAUCUUCAUGUGCGAGAAGUUAGACGGGAUGAGAAAAGAAUUCGCACCGUUGUAUGUCAUUUUAUCGUUGGGAAUUGCUCUCAUGGAAGUUCUACUGACCUCUGCGGACUAUUGGCUAUAUUACUUGAUGCACCUCAGCAAUCGAGUGCUCGGGUUUAUGUCGGAGGAGACGCAAGAAAUGCGACAGGACUUGAACUGGUUGCCUCAACGAAGCGGCAGUCAUCGAAAUUGGACAAAUCUUUUGACGUGCAUGGAAAAGCUCUGGUUCACUCUUAGUGCCCUUAACUUCGAUCCAACUAGAGAUACUUACGGCAUUGCAUUGCAACGAGGCAGCAUCGACGACAGGAUCGAGUGCGACGUCUUCAAAUUGCUGGACUAUUUGAUAUGA
Drosophila nasuta is the source of this 711-nucleotide messenger RNA. Its product is annotated as putative gustatory receptor 58c. NCBI's taxonomy places the organism in Eukaryota, Metazoa, Arthropoda, Insecta, Diptera, Drosophilidae. Gene Ontology annotation, biological process: sensory perception of taste. The transcript has 4 exons. The record is from RefSeq and is a predicted model, not a curated record. The coding region runs from base 1 to 711 and encodes 236 amino acids. Gene Ontology annotation, cellular component: membrane.